Messenger RNA from Sitodiplosis mosellana (orange wheat blossom midge), 3329 nucleotides. Its product is annotated as leucine-rich PPR motif-containing protein, mitochondrial-like. Gene Ontology annotation, molecular function: protein binding. The transcript is spliced from 5 exons. Bases 116 to 3259 code for a protein of 1047 amino acids. The record is from RefSeq and is a predicted model, not a curated record. Lineage: Eukaryota; Metazoa; Arthropoda; Insecta; Diptera; Cecidomyiidae.
ACAGUCACAACUGUCAAAAUAGAAUGGGGAAAGCAUGAGCGCAAGAAGAACGACCGGUGACUGAAACAUUUUAAUUUUUCAUUCAUAGAUUAUUUUAGAAAAAAAAUCAACUAAAAUGUUCCGUUUAAUUUUGGCACAAGCUAAAAAACCCAUUGAUUUGUCUGCAUUCACUUUGACAUUCUGUGCAAAGGCUACAAUUGGCCGUCCAAUACGAGAGAUCAGCGAUGUGAAAAUUAGUAGAACAUUGAACACCGACUCAUGUGUGUUUCAGUGUGGAACCAAGCAAUUUCUAGUCAAUACAAAUCAAUCACUAUCAAUUAACUCAUCAUUCUGUCAUAAUUAUGCAACGGAUGUGACGAAUGGAAAAAUUGACAAAUUAAAGAGUUUAAGUGACUUCAUAGCAGAGUUAAACGAUCGUGUGAGAAAUAAUAAUCGAAUAUCACAGUAUGAAUUGAAAAUACUACACAACAAGAUAGAAACGCAAAAAGUUACCAACGAACAAGCAUUGGUUAUAUUACGGUUUUGUUCAUUUGGCCGCCUCGAUCAGAAUCUCAGCGAAACGGUGAAAAGCAUUUGGUAUGAGCUCGAGAAACACGGACACGAAUUGGGCACACAACAUUACAACUAUUUGCUUCAAUUUGCAAGUGACAAGCAAGACGUGAACCUCACACAAUCAAUAUUCGAUGAAUUGAUUAGCGAUGGCAUUGAGCCUGAUGCCACCUCCUAUCAUUGCUUGUUAUCAGUGUAUUGUAAAUGCGGCAACAUCCGAAUGGCCAACGAAAUUCUCGAUAUGAUGGACCAAAAUCAAUUGUCGAUCGAUGAACGUUCAUUCAAUAAUGUGAUUCAGUGUCACAUCAUUUGCGGAAAUAUUGAAGCCGCCAAUGAAACGAUUGCUACUUUGAACAAAAAUGGAUUCAAAAUAAAUCGGGAUACGUUGACAACACUGUUAAGCCAUUAUGCUAAGGCUGGCGAUUUGGAAAAUAUCCGAAAAACCAUUGCAACAUUCGAAACCGAAAAUAUUGAGUUGUUGAAUUACGAUAUUCUCAAUGUAAUAUGCGAAUCAGUUGCCAGUGGACAUGCUGAUAAAAUCGAUACGCUGUUCGAAUACUUGAAACCGAAUGCUGAAUUGCGAACAUCAUUGCCAAAUGCAAUAACAUUAUUCGUUACAAACAAGCAAUCGAUCAUUUUGCCGAAGAUUCUUCAAUUUGUCGAUAAAGCUGGAGAGGCUGGCGAUAUCAAAUCAUUAUACAAGCAUUUAAUCAAUGAUAUGGUUCGUUACGAUACAUCUGAAGAAGAAUUUACCGCGACAAUAAAAUUGAUUGAAGCAACUGGAUUCACGGUGAAAAAUAGCUUUGAAAUGUUCAAGCCGGCGCUGAAGAGUUCAUCGGAAGUAAUGAUUCGCCAGCUACUGGCGCAUAUGAAGACGAAUGGAAUUGAAGUAACAGAUGUUGCAUUUGAGAAAUUGUUUCAACUGUCGGCCGGAAAAGGUGUCGAUGCCGUAUUGGAAGUAAUGAACUUAAUGUGUACCGAUUUUAAAAUAUAUCCACAUAUCGCUUACAUUCGUGAUGUCAUUUUGCCGGCACUGAAUGCCGAUGACGAUAUGGCACUUGCUCUUACCAAAUUGAAACAAACAAGAAUUCCCGUUCAUCGCACCGUCAAAGCAUGCGUAAACAGUAGCUUGAACAAAUAUGAUUUUAAAACGGCUAUCAAUCUGUUGAAAAAUUAUGAAUGUUUCUACGCAAAUCGUUUCAUUACAGAAACCCUGUUGAAUGCAUAUGCAACCACUGGUGAUGUGCGGAAUUUCGUGCGAAUUGUUAAGAUAAUUUAUGACAAUUUUUCGAAAAUCAAUGAAUAUUACCGGGAGGCCACUCUAUCUGAUGCUGAUGUAAGGAAGAGACAAAUGACAUUCGUUGGUGAAAUGUUGUAUUCAUCGAUUGCACACACGCUUACCGAUGCGAAACGUUUGGCACAAUUGAUGCAUGCAUUCAUUGCCGAAGGUUUGACCACAAGCCCGAAUCAAAUCCAAAAAAUCCAACAGCACCUUCUCAAAGUGGAUGAUCAAUUGCAAAUUGGUCGUUUACUCACACAACUAAGCGCACACAAAAUGCAAUUGAAGCCAAUAAACGCAAAACAACGGGGCGAUAUGGGCCAGCAGCAAAGUUCCAUUGAACUGCAAAGUAUGUUGGAUGAACAGCGAUCGUUGGGCCGAAAUGUGGCCGGCACAGAGAAACUAUUGUUUCUCGCUCAUAUUCGUGAAGGAAAUGUUUCGGAAGUGGAAUCAAUGAUGAAGUCCAGCAGUACAUUGAAUAUCACGAACGCAAAUUAUGGCAUGUUAAUCGAUUUGUAUGGACGUAUCGGUAAUUUGGAAAAGGGUUUGAAUGUCCUAAAACAAGCUUGCGCAAAAGAUCCAUCAUUCAAAUUAUAUCCAAUGACAACGGCACGGCUCGUCACGCUAAUGUAUGAAAACAAAUUUAGUUUCGAUGAAAUGGAAGCGCUUUUGUAUACACAACGCCAGGAUAAAGUUAUUCUAAAUAAUAAUGUCCCAUUCGAACAGUUGCUACAACGAAUGGCUGCUGAUGGCCAUACACAGAUGAUUGAACAGUUGUUCAGUGCGCUUAUAAAAUUCAAUUACAUUAAAGCGACGGUCGAUACGACUGGACCUUUGAUUACCGUACAUUUGAAGAUUGCAUCGUAUGACAAAGCCGUCGAAAAAUAUGAAUAUCUUGCAAAAACGUACAAAUUUAUGCCAAUGUCAGUGGUUUUAUUCAAGGAAUUAAUUCAAAAAAAUCAAAAAGAUUUGUUAGGACGUGCUUUCAACACCCACAAAUCGGUUCAUGGUGAAAGUGAUGCCGUAAGUCGGCUGGCUUUUGCGUACAGUGAAUGUGGACAGGUCGACGAGGCAAAAUUACUGUUUGCAAGUAAUCGCAUCCAUGACAUCACAAAAGAAGUUGGCAAAGUGUGCCGAGUGUAUACAACAAGUGAUGACAUCGAAUCAGCGAGAAUCCUAUUGAAAUCUACAGCAGGUGUAGCCUGUGAUCGUCGUAUAAUUUACCAAACUGUUUUGGAUAUUUAUUACAAACAUAGUAUGGCCGAAAAAGCCCUGGAAUUGUGGACAGAGAUUUCAAACGAUAACAUUUUACCCACACCGAAUUUCAUCGAUAAAUUGGCCGAACUGUUAAAGGCCAACAACAUAGAACUUCCAUCCGAUUUGGAAACGAAAAUAACAGCUAAUUUUAAAAUUCAAUCAAAGAAUCGUUAACUAUUGAAUUGUUUUUUCUUUCAAUUAAGUUCUGCAUUGUUAGUGUAAAUAAAGAGAAAAUGAAUGAAAA